AUGCUGCCGCGUCCCCGGGAAACUUGGGGAUACCGCGGCGUCCGCGCGCACCCCUCCGGUGGCUUCUCCACCGAGAUCCGGUUCCUCGGGAUGCGCCUCGGUCUCGCCAAUUUCGACACCACCAACGAGGCCGCCCGCGCGUACGACGCGGCGGCGUGGCGCCUCCGAUGGCCUCAUAGAACUUUGAACUUCCCCAACGUGCCGACGCGGGAGCAGGCACAGGAGCUUGCGCCUCUGCCGUGGCUUAUCACCGACGAGGAUCAUCGUGAUAACUGGAGGCGGGAGCACCGUCUCGGCAUCACCGAGAUGGAUGAGGAAGCCAUGGCGUUGUGCACUCUGGGCCCGCAAAAACUGGCUAUUCCGGCGCUGUAA
Aegilops tauschii subsp. strangulata is the source of this 372-nucleotide messenger RNA. Lineage: Eukaryota; Viridiplantae; Streptophyta; Magnoliopsida; Poales; Poaceae. The record is from RefSeq and is a predicted model, not a curated record.